AAACUCUCACAUGCACCACACACCUUAAAGGUAAACACAGGCGAGCACCUGCGUAUGGAUGACAUCCACUCAGGAUUAAAUCAAACAGUUAUAAACCCGCAGCAGCAGCAGCAGUGACUGAUAGAUCCCAGGUAGGAAGUCGCACACUGGGUCCAUUAAUUCGGAUGAUACCCGCCUACACGUCGAUCUGGACCAAUGAGUGGCUCUUUGGUACCUUUGUGACACCUUCAUUGAGACGUUCAGGCCUUUAUUUUGUCAGGACCCGCGGCUGAAAGGAGUUCACGAAGGAGUUUUUUAGCUUUUUAUAUGUGUUUUUAAUUAAUAUAUUUCACUAUGGACCGACCCAGCCUCCGGAGACUGUUUUCUGCCUGUGAUGUGAACAAGUCCGGUCAGAUUGAGUAUGAGGACUUCACGGUUGUCUGCAGGGAGCUCAACGUCCCCGAACCUGAGAUCAAAUCUCUGUUUGACAAGUUCGACCCGGACGAGGACGGAUACAUCGACUACAGCAAGUUUUCCUCCAGGUUUCGGGAGGUUUCACAGACUCUGGACCUGGCGUCUUUUGGCAGUGGGUCGUCCCAAAACCAACCCCUGCCCUGGGAAGAGUUUGUGGGCGGGAUAGAUGAGAACUGUCUCCUCUCUGAAAGUCUGAGGGAUCAGCUAGGAGAUCUUUACCAGGCCAUUCAUUCCUCUGCAAACAUGACGCUGCUGCAGCAGUAUGAGGAAAUCAUCCACUCUCUGAUCAACCAAAGCCUGGACAACAGACUGGAGUGCGAGCAACUGGAGACCAGUUUAAAGCGAGCCGAGGAGAUGAACAACAGUCAGCUCACAGAGCUGGAGGAGGAUAUACAGCAGCAAUUGGCCAGAACAGAGGAGAGGGUGAGAGACGAGGAGCGAAAGAAAAUGGAGGUAAUGUUGGCGACUGUGCAGAGGAAGCAUGAGAAUAAGGUCACAGACCUGCAUGCAACUCUGGACAGGCUGUUAAAGAAUCAAAACGACUCUGACAUCAACGAGUCAAAGGAGGAGGUGGUCCAGCUGAACCAACGAAUCAGUGACCUGUCACAGGAAAAUGAGCAGCUGCGGGCGUCUCUGCUGCAAGCCCAGACAAACAUCGCCGUCCUUCACUCAGAGCUGGACAAGCUGAAGAACAUGUAUGCAGACCAGAAAGCUCAACACCAAAGAGAAACAGACGAGUUGAGGAGGAUGGUUGUGGAGUACCAGUCAUAUGCCAGUCAGAUUCAGGUUCUCCAGGAAACGAACAAAAGGCUGUAUGACAGUAAUGAUGGGCUGCGUUCUGCAUUAGCCAGCGAAGCGGUUGCAGCUAAAAGGAGGCUCUCUCCCCAAAAUGAAAUCCCAGCCCGAAGGAUGAAACCCCUCCGACAGAGCACCCUCAACCACAGCAGCUCAGAGCCAGAUCCCACCAAAACGACCUACUCUCAUGUGGCGACCUGGGCUGAUAGGUACCUGGACAGUGGAGUCUCCUUGCCGAUGGACAUCGUUGACAGCGCAGGCAGCGACUAUGACAGCGAUGACAGCAGGAGCUCAGUGGAAACGGUGCACCACAGUUACUCGUAUGUCCCGUCUGAUGUGGAGAUAUCAGAGGUGAAAUCAGAGGCCGCAGUCUCAGUGGCUCCUAGCAGAGCGAGCUCAAUUGCGUCAUCGCUACGAAGACGUUUGUCUGCAUUUUCCACAAAGCCUUUAGAAGCAGACAUAGAAGAAACCGAGGAACCUGUUCCGAUGUACCGUCUGGUUUUAGCAGGAGACGCAGGAGCUGGAAAGUCGAGCUUCCUGCUGAGACUGACACUCAACGAAUUCAGAGGAGACAUUCAGACAACGCUGGGAGUUGAUUUCCAGAUGAAGAGGAUGCUCGUGGAUGGGGAGAAGACGAGUCUGCAGAUAUGGGACACAGCUGGGCAGGAGAGGUUUCGAAGUAUUGCCAGGUCUUAUUUCCGUAAAGCUCACGGAGUCCUGCUCCUCUACGAUGUCACUUCAGAAAGCAGCUUCCUCAACGUCAGAGCAUGGGUGGAUCAGAUUCAGGAUUCAACGGAGGAGAAAAUCCCCAUGUGUGUUAUUGGAAACAAGGUGGACCUCCGAGAGCAGCUUCCAGAGGGAAGCUGUGUGAGCAGUAUGCAUGGAGAGAAGUUGGCCAAGGCAUACGGCGCCUUGUUCUGUGAAACGAGUGCCAAGGAAGGAACCAACAUCGUUGAGGCUGUGCUUCAUCUAGCGAGAGAAGUAAAGAAAAACGUCAAACUUAGGCGAGAGUCAGAUUCUCAGGUCAGACUGAGUCCAACCAGCCCGAAGAAGACUUUCAACGCCUGCUGUGGGCGGUAAAUAGUUCAGUAGAUACAAUGGAGCAAUGAAGGACACCAAAUGAUUUUUAUUUUGUGAUGAAGAACAUUUUCCUACAUGUUUUAAACAUUCAAAUAUUUAACUCUUUUCAUAAUUUCUCUGAUCAAAAUGAAGAUUUCUGUUCGUGGAAACAUAGAUAAUGUUGUAAUCAUAUUUGUUUUUUCUUAGGCUUUGUAUUUAUUUGGUAUUAAAGUAGUUUUAUGAAAUAAAUCAAUAAGAAACAUUGAUGCCUCAUGUGAGAUUAAAGUUGAAGAAUUUUUAAUGCUUUUGUCAAACAGGAAAAAAAAAAGCUUUUUAAAUGAAUGCACGUUUUUCCUCUUUGAGGCCAAACGUGAAGUGAAGUGACACAAAGUGAUUGGUUCGUGAACAAUCGAGAGAAAAGGACAAAGUAUGUUUUUUAAAAA
This is a messenger RNA of Larimichthys crocea (large yellow croaker), 2750 nucleotides long. RefSeq names its product RAS and EF-hand domain containing 2 (gene rasef2). Gene Ontology annotation, molecular function: GTP binding; GTPase activity; calcium ion binding. NCBI's taxonomy places the organism in Eukaryota, Metazoa, Chordata, Actinopteri, Sciaenidae. The record is from RefSeq and is a predicted model, not a curated record. The coding region runs from base 334 to 2328 and encodes 664 amino acids. The transcript has 17 exons.